Messenger RNA from Diorhabda carinulata, 408 nucleotides. RefSeq lists its product as uncharacterized. The transcript has a single exon. The coding region runs from base 1 to 408 and encodes 135 amino acids. The record is from RefSeq and is a predicted model, not a curated record. NCBI's taxonomy places the organism in Eukaryota, Metazoa, Arthropoda, Insecta, Coleoptera, Chrysomelidae.
AUGGAGAAUGAUUUUUACGGCCUCCAGAAACAGAUAUGGCGAAUGAUAAAGGGACAAAGAAAAGUCAAAGUCAAUGAGCUCUUCGAUACAAACCAAAUACAAAAGGAAACAUGGGUCAAGUAUCUCCAAGAAGUGUACGGGAAUGAAGACGAAAGUAGAAACGAACCAAACAUACCUGAAAUAACUACAGACGAAGAUCUACAGAAAGAGGUGCAAGCGGCUAUCAAACAGCUCAAAAACAGAAAAAUCCCAGGUCAAGAUGCCAUAACUAACGAACUACUCAAAUACGGGGGAGAAAGCCUUGCCAAGCAACUAACAACUCUCAUUAACAAGAUCGUAUCACAUCAAAAAAUCCCAGACAAUUGGAGAACGAGUACUACGAUUCUAAUGUUCAAAAAAAGGAGAUAA